Messenger RNA from Vanessa tameamea, 1341 nucleotides. RefSeq names its product acetylcholine receptor subunit alpha-like 2. The record is from RefSeq and is a predicted model, not a curated record. The coding region runs from base 49 to 1311 and encodes 420 amino acids. Gene Ontology annotation, cellular component: plasma membrane; synapse; neuron projection. Gene Ontology annotation, biological process: regulation of membrane potential; monoatomic ion transmembrane transport; nervous system process. Lineage: Eukaryota; Metazoa; Arthropoda; Insecta; Lepidoptera; Nymphalidae. Gene Ontology annotation, molecular function: transmembrane signaling receptor activity; transmitter-gated monoatomic ion channel activity involved in regulation of postsynaptic membrane potential; excitatory extracellular ligand-gated monoatomic ion channel activity. The transcript has a single exon.
GAUCAUCUGGCAUCGUUUUAAUUAUGAACAUAUUGUCUUUUUAUCUCUAUGGGCGUAUCGUUAUUAAAUUCCUUUGACAUUAUUAAAUCAGUAAUCGUUUAUACAACAAUCAUGUUAGUAGCAACAAUUCUACUAACAUUUUUGGCAAAAUAUGUGAGCUUAGAAUGUGUUAUCAACAACAGAUCUCCAAGUACACAUUGGGAGGAGAAACUUUCGAAUCAUUUCAAAUGCAAUUCUAAGGAAAACGUACCACCCAACGAAAAUUCGACUACUGUAGCGAUUAAAUUCAACUUAAAAAAUUUCUACUUUGACGGCGAUGAAGUGCUAUUUACUAUACAUACUUUGAUUUUUUUCUCUUGGGACGAUCCGAGACUAAAGUGGAAUCCAGAUGAUUACGGUGGCGUGGUCGACAUGAUAACUCAUUCUGUAUUUGUAUGGACACCUUUCACAUACAUACAUCAAACAAAGGAUGUAGACAAAUGGAGUAACUUCAAAUACUAUACUUCAAACUGUCAGGUCAGGUAUACCGGUCGAGUUGUCUGCAUACCGCGCGUCACCCACACAACUACGUGCAGUUCCGAUUUACGCAACUGGCCGUAUGAUACCCAAAAAUGUCCAUUUAAUUUCUAUGUCAAAAAUGAAAAUGAAGGCAAAGUUGUAUUCACUUUUAACGCAAGUCGUGGUUUAUCAGCAUUUGGAGCGGAAUACGGAUCGGGCUGGGACAUUAUUGAUUAUGAAACUGGUGAAAAUGCUACAGGAGAAACGAAAUUAUAUUUGAAUUUCGUCGUCGAAAGGCAAGCGCUCGGUUGUGCUGCAAUGGUCGUCGUUCCAACAAUAACGAUUGCUGUUUUGUCUAUGGCGUCAAUGUUUUUAGAGUUCAAUAACAAUAUUCGUUUUGGUCUAUCUAUUUUUAACUUGUUUUGUAAUUUUUGUUUAUUGAAAAAUAUCAGCGAAAUUAUUCCUCAUCGUGGCUUUGAUACUCCAUCAAUAUUAUAUUUCAUUAAUUUCUCAAUAUACAUUACAGCGUGCGAUAUUGGUAUAAUGUUAAUAUUAAGCUCGUUGACACGCAAAGGGGAUCCCCCUCACCCGUGGAUUAUUCACUUUAAUGAUUGUGUGUUAAAUAAUCGUAUCAUUAAAUAUUUCGUUGCAAAAUGGAUGGAACCGUCGCGUUCAUCUUCAGAUGAAGCAGAUUACAUCAACAAAUGGACGGACUUUACUUUUAUUAUAAAUAGUUUAUUGUUCUUUGUUAAUUUUAUAAUAUAUUUAAUAUUAUUUCUAUUGUAUAUACCUCAACCAAUAAUAACAUAUUGAAAUAUAGAUUAAAAAUUACAAAAUAUUAUA